CCUCUAUUUAUACACCACAUCUCCCAUCAACCUCUCUUCAAAAAAUAAGAAAAAACAUCUUUAAUUCUUAGCCAUUUUCUCUUCUCCAAAUCUCCUCACACCCUUUAACAUUUCUAGCCAAUUCUUUAUUUUCUAGCCACUUCUUCAUUUUCUAGCCAUUUCUUGAUCAAACAAUGGCAUCAAAUGGUCAUGUUAAUGGAGGAGAAAACUUUGAGUUGUGCAAGAAAUCAUCAGCCACUGAUCCAUUGAAUUGGGAAAUGGCAGCUGAAUCUUUAAGAGGGAGUCAUUUGGAUGAAGUGAAAAAAAUGGUGAGUGAAUUUAGAAAACCAAUGGUAAAACUUGGUGGUGAAACUUUAACAGUGGCACAAGUGGCUGCUAUUGCUGUUAGGGACAAAAGUGCAAAUGGUGUUAAAGUUGAACUUUCUGAAGAGGCAAGAGCUGGUGUUAAAGCUAGUAGUGAUUGGGUUAUGGAUAGUAUGAAUAAAGGAACAGAUAGUUAUGGUGUUACUACUGGUUUUGGUGCUACAUCUCAUAGGAGAACCAAGAAUGGUGGUGCUCUUCAAAAAGAACUUAUUAGGUUCUUGAAUGCUGGUGUUUUUGGCAAUGGAACAGAAACAAGCCACACAUUGCCACAUUCAGCAACAAGGGCAGCUAUGCUUGUUAGGAUCAACACACUCCUACAAGGCUACUCUGGCAUCAGAUUUGAAAUCUUGGAAGCAAUUGCAAAAUUGAUUAACAGCAACAUUACUCCAUGUUUACCUCUCCGUGGCACGAUCACUGCCUCGGGCGAUCUUGUUCCUUUAUCCUACAUUGCUGGUUUGCUCACUGGUAGGCCUAAUUCCAAGGCUGUUAGUCCCAAUGGUGAGACCCUUAAUGCUGAAGAAGCGUUCCGCGUUGCUGGUGUUAACGGUGGAUUUUUCGAGUUGCAGCCUAAGGAAGGACUUGCACUUGUGAAUGGUACAGCAGUUGGUUCUGGUAUGGCAUCAAUGGUCCUCUUUGAUUCCAACAUUCUUGCUGUUAUGUCUGAAGUUUUAUCAGCAAUUUUCGCUGAAGUUAUGAACGGAAAGCCCGAAUUUACUGACCAUUUGACACACAAGUUGAAGCACCACCCUGGUCAAAUUGAGGCUGCUGCUAUUAUGGAACAUAUUUUGGAUGGAAGCUCUUAUGUGAAGGCGGCUCAAAAGCUACAUGAAAUGGAUCCUCUCCAAAAACCAAAGCAAGAUCGUUAUGCUCUCCGAACAUCUCCACAAUGGCUUGGCCCUCAAAUUGAAGUCAUUCGCGCUGCAACUAAGAUGAUUGAGAGGGAGAUUAACUCAGUGAACGAUAACCCCUUGAUCGAUGUUUCAAGAAACAAGGCAUUACAUGGUGGCAACUUCCAAGGCACCCCUAUCGGUGUGUCCAUGGAUAAUGCAAGAUUGGCUCUUGCAUCAAUUGGGAAAUUGAUGUUUGCUCAAUUCUCGGAACUUGUCAACGACUAUUACAACAACGGUUUGCCAUCUAACCUCACCGCAUCAAGGAAUCCAAGCUUGGACUAUGGUUUCAAGGGAGCUGAAAUCGCCAUGGCAUCUUACUGCUCAGAACUUCAAUUCUUGGCAAAUCCAGUGACAAACCAUGUCCAAAGUGCUGAGCAACACAACCAAGAUGUCAACUCCUUGGGCUUAAUCUCAGCAAGGAAAACAGCUGAAGCUGUCGAUAUCUUAAAGCUCAUGUCAUCAACUUAUCUAGUGGCACUUUGCCAAGCUAUCGACUUGAGGCAUUUGGAGGAAAACUUAAAGAAUGCAGUCAAGAACACAGUUAGCCAAGUAGCUAAGAGAACUCUUACAAUGGGUGCUAACGGUGAACUUCAUCCAGCAAGAUUCUGUGAAAAGGAAUUGCUACGAGUCGUGGACAGGGAAUACUUGUUCGCCUACGCUGAUGAUCCUUGCAGUUGCAACUACCCUUUAAUGCAGAAACUGAGACAAGUACUUGUUGAUCAUGCAAUGAAUAAUGGUGAAAGUGAGAAGAAUGUGAACAGCUCAAUCUUCCAAAAGAUUGGAGCUUUCGAAGACGAAUUAAAGGCUGUUUUACCAAAGGAAGUUGAGAGUGCAAGAGCUGCAUUGGAAUGUGGCAACCCUGCUAUUGCUAACAGGAUUACAGAAUGCAGAUCUUAUCCAUUGUACAGGUUUGUGAGAAAGGAGCUUGGAACAGAACUACUAACAGGAGAAAGAGUCCGAUCACCGGGCGAGGAGUGUGAGAAAGUGUUCACAGCAAUGUGCAAUGGACAGAUUAUUGAUCCAAUGUUGGAGUGUCUCAAGAGCUGGAAUGGUGCUCCUCUACCUAUCUGUUAGGUGUUUGCUUGAUUUCGCGCGACAGGAACUUUUGUUAAUGUUUGUCAAUGCUAUUUUUCAGAUUCUUUUUUCGCUCUUUGGUGAAUUACUAUCAUAAUAUGUUGUGAACUUAAUAGUUUUUUGGUUAGCUGAAAGAGUGUUAAAACUCUUUUAAAUAUGUUGGAUUGUAGUUGUAUAUGUCUCUUUUCAGUAUAAACUUAAUGAAAAGUGACAGUGUGCUUAAAUCUUCC
Molecule: messenger RNA, 2557 nt
Organism: Nicotiana tabacum (common tobacco)
Lineage: Eukaryota; Viridiplantae; Streptophyta; Magnoliopsida; Solanales; Solanaceae
Source: RefSeq, a predicted model, not a curated record